This is a messenger RNA of Puntigrus tetrazona (Sumatra barb), 4321 nucleotides long. Its product is annotated as volume-regulated anion channel subunit LRRC8D. Gene Ontology annotation, molecular function: protein binding. The record is from RefSeq and is a predicted model, not a curated record. The transcript has 6 exons. Lineage: Eukaryota; Metazoa; Chordata; Actinopteri; Cypriniformes; Cyprinidae. The coding region runs from base 625 to 3237 and encodes 870 amino acids.
UGGGCUUGUCGUAAAUCCCCAGACUUUAAAUGUGCGACCUGGCGAGAAACGGGGGUUUCCUACGCAACUAACAUUGUUUUCACACUUUUUUUUUUACUUGGCGAGUGCAUUCUGACGCUGUGCAGUGGCACGGUUUAUUUAUAAAGCCGAGUUUAAAAAAAAAAAAACGAAACAAAACGCAACACUUCACUUUGAUCGUAAGUUCAACUUCAGGUAAAUUUAAGAAAGUGAAACGUAAAAGAAACCGACAAAAAUACAUUAAAGCAAUCAGAAUGCAACGGUUUACUCGUAAAGUAAACUUCGUGAGUGCAACGUCUAGGAAAUGUAUUUGACGUAAACAUAUAGUUUCCAUGCAAACGUCUCUAAAUCAUUUUCAAGCGCAAACACGCUUCAUCAUUCAAACUAAGUAGCGCCGUCUGCUGUUCAGCACUGAGAGGACAGUGGUCUUUCUCAAAGAUCUGACCAACUUUGUCGUCAUGGAAACCUCAAAGCAGCUUCUGGGGCCCCUCUGUGUCGAAGUUGGUGAGGCUGGACGCGUAUUGUUGAGAAAACCAGCCUGCGCCGGACUCGAGUGCAAGAAAACCAAAGCAUGAAGGUUGAGCUUUAGAGUUACAGUACAUCGCAAUGUUCACGUUGUCCGAGCUGUGGUCCGGCGGUGAGCGUCAGGGUAGUUAUAAGUUGCUGAAGCCGUGGUGGGAGGUCUUCAUGGACUACCUUCUGGUGCUCAUGCUGAUGGUGUCCAUCCUUGCCGGGACGCUCCAGCUGUCACGGGACGGAGUCGUGUGCGUCCCAGUGCACUCUUCUUCCAUCAACUACAGCUCUCCCAUGGAGCCUGUGUCUGAUUCAAUUUUUAAUAGCAACCCAGAGUCACCCAAGAUUUCUGUGAAGGGGCGACGUACCAACCUUGACUUCCAGCAGUACAUCUACAUCAGCCAGGUUUGCUAUCACGAGGCAUUGCCCUGGUACUCACGGUUUUUGCCAUAUGUGACCCUGCUCCAUACGUUAGUUCUCCUGGCCAGUGGUUGCUUCUGGUUCCACUUCCCGCUCACGUCUGCUCGCGUCGAGCACUUCCUAUCACUUCUCGCCAAAUGUUGCGAAUCGCCCUGGACAACAAGGGCCCUCUCUCUUACAGCCAGACUGGACACACGCUUCUCUGAGACAGAACAAGUUGUGCAACCCAAAGUUCAGGUAACAACUUCGUACAAAACACGAAAGUCAAGUCUGGAUUCGGGGACGGACAGCCCCCUAUUGGCGGGGACUGAUAGUGUGUCCACUACAACGCAACCAUCUCCGUGUCCCUCGACGUUGUCCCAUUGCUCAACGCAUUCUGCUAUGUCACUCAUAGAGCCGGUUCUGCCUGUCCAAGUUGUCCCAGACACUUCCAGACAGGGAGCCACGUUAGACCGCAGCGACAGAGAGCAGGCCAGAGCUCUGUUCGAGAGAGUGCGCAGGUUUCGUGCUCACUGCGAGAGUUCAGAUGUUAUCUAUAAGGUGUACACUGCUCAAACGGUGUUCAAGGUUCUGAAGUUUAUUCUGAUUGUUAGCUACACCACUCCUCUCCUGGGCUCAAUCUCUUUUAGUCACAUUUGCCAACCUCGCUCUUCUGCUCUGACCGGCUACAGUGUCUUCCAGUGCAGUCACUCACUGUCCUCUGUCCUACGCAAGCUAAUGCAGGCCUACGUCUUGCUGCUCUUCCUGUUUGGUCUGCUGGCCAUCUAUGCCCUGUCCUGGAUCUUCCACAAGUCUUUGAGGCAGUACUCUUUCCAGAGUCUACGUGAGAAAGGAUCCAUGCUAGAUGUACCUGUACUUCAUAAUGACCUUGCCUUCCUCUUGCACAUGGCCGACCAGUACGACCCUCUACUGGCCCAGCGCCUGUCUGUCUUCCUCUCACCGGUCAGUGAGACUCGACUUCUAGAAGAAAGUCUGGAGCGCCGUUGGGGAGCUGAUCGCUUGCGAUCAAUGAUCACGUUAGAUCAGCAGGGACGCUCUCUGCUGCAGCUCGUGGCCCUUCCUCGUCUCCCAGGGGCCCUGUUCACCUUCAGCCAGCUAGAGGUGUUGAAGUUAGAACUUAUCGGAGAUGCCAAACUGACAGCACAAAUAUCUAACAUGACCGCACUCAGAGAGAUGCACCUUUACCACUGCACUGCAUUAGUGGAGCCGGCUGCACUGCAGCACCUUCAAGAACAUCUGGAGACUUUGCAUCUAACCUUCACCCAAGCUGCAGAGAUCCCAGUUUGGGUUUAUUCCCUUCGAGGCCUGCAAGAGCUGCACCUCACUGGGAGGUUGAGCAAUGAGGGUGGCAUGGGGCGUGGAUGGGGCCUUGGCAGCCUUCGACAACUGCGUCAUCUCCGCAUCUUGGUGCUGCGCGGCAUGCUGCAGAAAGUUCCAGGGGAGCUGAGCGAAUUGGCAGGGAGUCUGCUAAAACUGGAGAUAUAUAACGAGGGCACCAGGUUAAUGGUACUUACAGGACUGAGGCGUUUGACCGGACUGGCUGAAGUGCAACUGCAAGGAUGCCAGUUGGAGAGGCUGCCAUCAGCGCUGCUCGCGCUCACAGGCCUACGCAGUUUGGACAUGCAACACAACAGUCUGCGUACUCUAGAAGAGCUGUUAGGAUUGCAGCAUUUGAGGCGUCUGUCCUGCCUACGACUGGCACAUAACCGCGUUCUGGCUCUUCCGGUCAGCGUAGGAGUGCUGCGCUCACUGGAGCUCUUGGAUUUGGCACACAAUCAGAUGCAAAACCUACCUUUGGCACUCUUUACACUGCAUAAGCUGCGACGCCUGCUUUUGGCAGGAAACCUUUUGGAAGAGCUGCCAGCUGAAAUCGGAGCCUUGAAGCUUCUUAGCGAACUAGACCUAAGUGGCAACAGGCUUGAACGUCUCCCCAAGGAACUGUUUGAAACGUGCAUAGAGCUUCGCAACUUGAAUGUUGCGAAUAACUCUCUAGGGUCUUUGCCCACUGGUUUUGGCGGCCUGCCUCAGCUUUCGCGUCUGGAUGUACGUGGAAACAGCCUAGAGCAACUGCCGGUCGAGCUGGGGUGUUGUUUUGGGCUUCGUGGAGGCGGUUUGCAAGUGGAAACCUGGCUGCUGCACACCCUACCUCGGCAGGUCAGGGAUGUCCUACAGCAGCCCAGCUCUUGCCCGUCUUCUGAACCACCUUCACGACCUAAUUCUGACUGCUUUCCUACCUUUUCAGCAGCUCAGUGGAGCUUCCACUCUGCACUGGAAUCUCGGAUAUAAAACAUCAGCUUCAGACUGAACUUGUGAAGAAUAUCUAACUAAUAUUACUAAAACUAGUCUGGAAAAGCCAGUUAUUUCCCAAGACUUUAAAUGUACCUCAUAAGAAUACACUCAUAAGAUAAAUUAGAAACAUGUUUCUAUAUUUAACCAGGUAACUGUCACUAGCCCAAUUAAGACAUUCUAAACCUCUCAUUUUUGAAAAGCUAACUUUCAUAUUUGGUGACUAAACUUUUCGACUACUUUUUGUGCUUAAAGUUCAAAAACAUAACAUCCAUUAUAAUUUUUUUUCUAAAAAACUUUUAAACCUAAAAACAUACUGACAGAAUCUCCAUUUAUGACAGAAUGCAAACUAUGCAUGUUUGGUUGCUUUCUGCAUGUCCUUUACAGUCCUAAUAUGGAUCGCCGUAUGUUGUUUUGAAGUAUAUUUUUUGUAAAAUUGAUUUUAUUUAAAAAAGUUUUACAUGUAGUGCAGUGGAUCUUAUAUUUUCAUGAACUUUAUCGGUAAAAUUUUUUCCACCUCCACAAUAAUGAGACAAAAUUUAGUCUUUGCUCCAAAAUAUUCUAGACGUACAAUUAAUUAGUAGGUCUUUGUUUAAAAAGUAGGACUGACAGUUAUAAUCCACCAUUAAUAUGAAACGUGAGAUAGUUUUGCACACUCUAUGUGUAAGAUGAGAUGUAUAAUUACACUAACUAAAUAAUAAAAACCAUAACAUAGCAUUUUUUUGGUUUCAUAUACAGUACUGCUCAAACGUUUGGUCUAAAACCUCGAGAUCUAAAGCUUAUGCUGAAAUGGUUGCAUAUACAUGAAUUACUUAACACAAUUAUCUAACUUUGUUUAUUCUGUUACCUAAUCAGUCUAUUUUAUUAAUGUAAUAACUAGACAAAUAGAAAGAAAACUUUAGUUUACAAUAUUCGUUUACCACAACAAAUUAAUCUGAAAUAAUAUCUGAGGUCAUAGUGUAGUUAUGGUAUUUUUCCGCCAUAAUAUUUGAUUUGAUUAUUUUCCUUGAUAUGAAGCAACAUGUCAGUCAUGAUAUUACCCUGAGUUUUAAACCUAAAUCAUACCAAAAUGUAAAUAAACAUU